Messenger RNA from Esox lucius (northern pike), 3560 nucleotides. Its product is annotated as gastrula zinc finger protein XlCGF17.1-like. Bases 2025 to 3179 code for a protein of 384 amino acids. The transcript is spliced from 2 exons. Lineage: Eukaryota; Metazoa; Chordata; Actinopteri; Esociformes; Esocidae. The record is from RefSeq and is a predicted model, not a curated record. Gene Ontology annotation, biological process: negative regulation of transcription by RNA polymerase II; regulation of cytokine production; regulation of immune system process.
UGACAUUGCACACAUCUGCAUAGUAAGAAUUAAGAUAUAUAUAAAGCAAAAAUAUAGCAAUAAUAUACAUAAAGCUUCCCCUACCUAAUUAAACACCUUUUAGUGGCUAUAUUCAACAUAUAUUUAAGUAGUAAAUGAAAUUUAAGCAAAACAGAAGUUCAAUUCUCCAAAAUAAUUACAAUUAUUUGCUGGCCUGUCUGCACAUUAACGCUGUGGAAAGGAGCUGUGAUAGGAGUAUGAGUGCCAUCUAUGCAGCCAAUCCCUGGACACCCUAAAAUAUUAACUGAUUAGUGCUUCUAGUCUCAAAGCUUCAUACUAAAUAAACAGAUUACUGCUUAGACUGAUACCUGCAAUUCUGUGGAAUUCAUUUUUGAUGGGUCUCGUGGGUCUGUGACUUGGGAACACUACAAAUGUGUACAGAAAACUUUUCAGUGCAAGAGUCACAUCUAUGACAGCCACACAGAGACGGUUGCCUUGGACAUAUGCUCACCGAUGUUAUACAGAAAACUGCAAUACAAAGUAUUUGUUUCCGAACUGAGAGCAUGUCCACGAUGUAUCAUAGAAACGAUAUGAGGGCUGAGAAUAUUGUUCAGAUGAAUGAUCAAUUGGGCAGAAAAACGGUAAUGCUAUAACAGAUAAACAUUAGGGAAUUAUAAAACCGACUGAGAUUGUAUUUGUGCUUCAAGAGUCACUACCGACUCUGCAGAGUAUUUGUGCUUCAAGUGUCUCUUUGAGAAAAAGACACCCUGUCUGACACGUUCAGAGAGGUUUCAGUGAAAGAGUAGGACAAACUCAGGGUUAGUUGAAUGAAACCUGCUAGAGAGCAGGUUAGCUUCACGGAGUAUGGUGCCUUAGUAAUAUAAAAUCUAAAGAACCCAAGUUACCAAGAACGCCUAAAAUGCCCGGAUGUGUACUUCAUCCGCCUCUUAUCGAGGAUGCAUGGGUUAGUGACUUGUUCAGCGAGAACGCAUCUGAUAUCCCAGAAUGUAUUUCGAGACGUCAGGAAAGCAGGAAAAGUAUGGGCUUAAAUGACUGCCAAAUGUCUUGUGGGUAAAUAAAGCGAUUUCCACACCUGUAAAUCACGAUCCAUACCACGGUUUUGCAUUUCGUAGUUGUAUUCUUUUAGUAUCUGUAAAAAAUGUUUUAUCAAGUAUUAAAAAAAUAUUUACACACACAACUCCUUUAUUACGCCGACAAAUCACCAAAUACAAACACAACUCGCGAUUUACAGAUACAACCACUUUAACUUGAGAUCUCGUUCAUUCCUGAUAGGGGGUCAAAGAAAAUGACUGCCAUAAAUAUUUGCAAGUGCUUUAGAUUUGCAUACUUGUAUUUCUUGAGUUGUGAAUAUGUAAUGAAUAAUCUGUACUUGUAAUUUUUAGCAUACCACUAGGAGAUAGUAAGUAUGUGUAAUUCUAAAGUCGUGUAUAUGUAAAUAUUUUUGGAAUACUUGCAAAAAAAUUAUUUGUACAGAUGCAAAUUGUUUGCUCAUUUAAGUCUUUAAUCACGCAUUCACAUAUCUUUAAAUACAACUACGAAAUGCAAAACCGUCGUGUGGAUUGUGAGUUACAGGUGUGCACAUUGCUUUAUUUACACACAAGACAUCUGGCAGUCAUUUGAGCCUAUAGGUAAAGCAUACAGUAUUGCGCAAUAGCCAAGUACACAUGCAGCUCAAUCUAGGUAGGUGUUCUCGCAAGACAAUACUCUCAAGGACGCUUGGCAAGAACGUUGUUCUGAAGGACACAAGUACGUUGAUAAACGGCCAUUGUUGUUGAUCAAGCCCUGACAAAGAAGAAGUGACGUAUAAUCUACGAGACGGGAGUGCAACGCAUUUUCACCAACAUUAUUCGACCGCCUCAGUAGCUUGCUAGCCAGCAUAGCUUUUUUGGUUAUUUUCUAUCUACGUAACCAAGUGUUAAAUAGUAGGGUGUUUUAUUCAAUACACUUUCAUAUUUACGUUGUAAGGCUGCUAGCUGGUUAAUAUAGCCUAUCACUUGGCAAGUUGCUAACACUAGCUAUCUACUAUGAGCUCAAUAAGGUACUCGCUCCCUAUCGGAGAAGAGGUCUUCUUUACGGAGAAAGGAUCUCUGAGGCUGAAGAUUGUUGUAAAAGAGGAAGAGGAUAGUACGGGGAAGGUAAAGGGGGAGGAAGUCACAGUGAAAGCAGAAGAAGUUAAAGUGGAGGAGGACGAGUUGGGGAACAAGAUUACUUUCACUGUGAAUUGGAAGGAUGAGGAGGAAGCUUUGAGAGUGUAUGACGAGGGGGAAGAACAGAUGACUGUCACGGUGAAAGGGCGAGAAGAGGAAGAAGACACGAGUACUGGGGACUGGACUAGAGAGAUACCAGAAUGUAACUCUGACAACAGAAAGAGUAUUUUAGAGGAACCAGAGCCAGAGAUGGCCAAACCAGUGGGACAACACCAAUGCUCCCACUGUGGGAAGAGAUUUUUUAGUUUAGGGUACAUGAAAGAACAUAUGAGAAUACACAGAGGAGAAAGGCCUUUACACUGUUCCCAUUGUGGAAAGAAGUUUAUGAGGUUACAUGCCCUGAAAUCCCAUGAGAUAGAACACACUGGAGAGGGUUUGCCGUGUUCUCAUUGUGGAAAGACAUUUAACACGUUAAAGCGCCUGAACUUACAUGAGUGGAUCCACACUGCAGAGAAGCGUUUCCAGUGUUCUCACUGCGGAAAGAAGUUUCUGAGGUUACGGUGCCUGAAAUUACAUGAGUUGAUCCACACUGCAGAGAAGCGUUUCCAGUGUUCUCACUGCGGAAGGAAGUUUCUGAGGUCACAGUGCGUGAAAUUACAUGAGUUGAUCCACACUGCAGAGAAGCGUUUCCAGUGUUCUCACUGCGGAAUGAAGUUUCUGAGGUUAAAGAGCCUGAAAUUACAUGAGAGAAACCACACUAGAGAAAGUUUCCCGUGUUCUCAUUGUGGAAAGACAUUUAAAAGGUUAAAGAGCCUGAAAUUACAUGAGUGGAUCCACAGAGAAGAGAAGCGUUUCCAAUGUUCCCAGUGUGGAAAAGGAUAUGAUCGUUUAACAAUGCUAAAAUGGCAUGAAAGAAUACAUCCAAAAGAAGAAACCUUCCACUGCUCUCAUUGUGGAAUGACAUUUUCCCAGUUAAAGGAACUGAAAUCACACAAGAGAAUACAGAGACUGAUGAAUGAUUUAUGCUUUUAACUAAUGAUUUGUGUUUUUGUUCUUGCAGAAUUAAAUAAUGUGAAGCUUACUCAGAAACAGGCCAAAGAAUACACAUCAAAUCAUCUGAAAUGUAUUUGUAUCAAAGUAUAAACCACUUGAUGUUCAUUGUACAGUAUGAUGUUAUUUUUAAAUGUCUUCUUCUGCUUCAUCCGGGGCCAGGUCGCGGGGGGCAUUAUUAAAUAUAAACGAUCAAACAAAUAGAACUGUCUAAACCUUGAAACCUAUUUUAUGUUAUUGUUUACUUUCAUUCAUUCAAUUUGUGUGCCAUUUAUCAAGCUAAUGGAAUAUACAAAUCUGAUGUUUAAAAUUACAUUGAUUUAUAUUUGACAUUCCAAACAUUAAAGUCCUUAUGAAACUGCU